AUGGACAAUUGGGAAAAUCAUGUAUCUGCUGGUGUGUGGCUGUAUAUUCAAUACAGUGAGGAUUUAAUUUACUUUAAGAAACAGACUCGAUAUCUUGGUGCUUUCUUCUUGACCUAUCUUUUGGCAAGCUCGACAAAAAUACGGUGGGAAGAUAUAUUUGGAAUAUUUAAGGAGCAGGACGUGCCAAAGUUCUUUCAGUCUUGCUUCAACGGCAGGCUAUUCACUGGUCUUGGGUCAAUGAUUGUGCUACUUGCUGAAGUUAUUCUUGUGAUACGUGUAUAUGCACUAUUCGGGAGGUCCAAACAAGCAUUUGUUGCCUCAGUCAUAUUAUUGACGGCUCUGUUGGCUUUCAAUAUUCUGCAGCUCACACCUGUGUUAGAUAGCUGGGAAACAGGUUCACCAACAAGUGGCUACAAUGGUGUAACAUUAAGUGAUCCUUCAUCAUGCAUUUCAGCACUUCCUAUGUCUGGAAUUGCAUGGGCCGUUACCUCGACUGUGGAGCUCCUCUUAUUCCUUUUGGUGAUAUGGAAGGCCUUUCAACAUAGAAAAAUGAUAGCAUCCGUGUGCAACUUGACUAGUAGCCAGCAACCGAAUCAGGAUAUUGCUGCAAUAUUAGCAAAAGACUCCAUCUUUUACUUUGCAAUAAUAUUCUCAAUAUGUCUACUUGGUACAAUCCUUGUAUUUGUCUUGGAGUAUAGCAAGCUAUUCAUUGAUUUCACAAAAAUGCUAUGUCACAUUGAAUGA
Molecule: messenger RNA, 744 nt
Organism: Fomitiporia mediterranea MF3/22
Lineage: Eukaryota; Fungi; Basidiomycota; Agaricomycetes; Hymenochaetales; Hymenochaetaceae
Exons: 8
Coding region: 1-744 (247 amino acids)
Source: RefSeq, a predicted model, not a curated record